Messenger RNA from Salarias fasciatus (jewelled blenny), 1668 nucleotides. Its product is annotated as basic proline-rich protein-like. The record is from RefSeq and is a predicted model, not a curated record. Bases 1 to 1668 code for a protein of 555 amino acids. The transcript has 5 exons. NCBI's taxonomy places the organism in Eukaryota, Metazoa, Chordata, Actinopteri, Blenniiformes, Blenniidae.
AUGCCAGGGGCACCACCAGCACCACCACCACCACCAAUGCCACCACCACUGCCACCACUACCAGACCCACCAGCACCAGCAAUGCCACCACCACCACCACCACCACCACCAGCACCAACAGCACCACCAAUGCCACCACCACCACAACCAAUGCCACCACCACCAGCCGCACCAUCAACACCACCAGUGCCACCAGCACCGCCAUUGCCACCAGAGCCGCCAAUGCCACCAUCCCCACCACCCCCACCAGCUCCACCAGCACCAGCAGCGCCACCAAUGCUGCCACCAGCACCACCAGCACCACCAGCACCACCAUCACCACCAAUGCCAGUGGCACCACCAACCCCAUCAGCACCACCAUCACCACCAGCCCCAGCAGAACCACCAAUGCCACCAGCCCCACCAGCACCAGUAGCGCCACCACCACCAAUGCCACCACCACUGCCACCACUACCACCAAUGCCACCACCACCAGCACCACCACCACCACCAGCACCACCAAUGCCGCCAGCACCAGCACCACCAAUGCCACCAGCACCACCAAUGCCAUCAACACCACCAAUGCCACCACUACCACCAAUGCCACUACCACCAGCCCCACCACCACCACCACCACCACCACCAGCCCCACCACCACCACCAGGGCCACCAGCACCACCAAUGCCACCACUACCACCAGCCCCACCACCACCACCACCACCACCAGGGCCACCACCACCACCAAUGCCACCACCACCACCAGCACCACCAAUGCCACCACCACCACCACCACCACCACCACCACCAAUGCCAUCAGCACCACCAGCCCCAUCAGCACCACCAAUGUCACCAAUGCCGCCACCACCACCAAUGCCAUCAUCACCAUCAAUGCCAUCACUACCACCAAUGCCAUUACCACCAGCCCCACCAUCACCACCACCAGCACCACCAGUGCCACCAGGGCCACCACCACCACCAAUGCCACCACCACCAACAGCACCACCAGCCCCACCAAUGCCACUAGCCCCACCACCACCACCAAUGCCACCAGCACCACAAUCACCACCAAUGUCAGUGGCACCACCAGCACGACCAGCCCAAACAGCACCACCAAUGCCACCACCAGCACCACCACCAAUGCCACCACUACCACAAAUGCCACCACCACCACCAGCACCACCAGCACCAGCAGCGCCACCAAUGCUGCCACCAGUACCACCACCAGCCCCACCACCACCACCACCACCAAUGCCACCACCACCACCACAACCACCACCACCAAUGCCACGAGCCCCACCACCACUACCAAUGCCGCCCGCUCCACAAGCACCACCAGCCCCACCAGCAUCACCAAUGCCACCAACACCACCAGUGCCACCAGCCCCACCAGCAACACCAGCCCCAACACCACCACCAGCACCACCAGCCCCACCAGCACCACCAAUGCCACCACCACCACCAGUACCAUCAAUGCCACCAGCCCCACCACCACCACCAAUGCCACCAGCUCCACCAGCACCAAUGCCACCAGCACCACCAGUACCACCACCACCACCGCUACCACCAGCACCAGCACCACCAAUGCCACCACCUCCACCAGCCCCACCAGCACCACCAAUGCCACCACCACCACCACCACCAAUGCCACCACCUCCAACAGCCCCACCAGCACCACCAGCACGACCGUAA